AUGAACGAAAACUAUUUUACGUUUCGGGAUAGUCCGUUGUAUGAAACCCAGAGAAUUCCACAAGAACGAAUGUCACUACAAAAGGACGAAGACCCAAGUCGAGUGUUCGGGAGGGGCCGGUAUCUGGUGCCUCAAUUCGAGGUUAGCACGCUCGCAGUCGACUUCAAUCAAGGCAACUACUUCGAACUUCAUGAGUCCUCGCUUGCAUCAUGUCUUCGGCAGGGUAACAUCUUCUUAUGUGCAUCAAAAGAGGUCAUGAACAACGGCACGAUCUGGAAGGAGCCAAUGGCGGCGAACAGCUGGUUGUAUGUAACCAGCGACUCUACAAUAUGUUCCAUAAGUUGAAACGGACAGAGGCACGAGGUGACUUUAAAU
Hermetia illucens (black soldier fly) is the source of this 375-nucleotide messenger RNA. RefSeq lists its product as uncharacterized. Bases 1 to 345 code for a protein of 114 amino acids. Lineage: Eukaryota; Metazoa; Arthropoda; Insecta; Diptera; Stratiomyidae. The record is from RefSeq and is a predicted model, not a curated record. The transcript has 3 exons.